UGUCAAAACAAUUGAGGAAAAUCUCGAAACUGGUAAACGUUCUGCAAAUUCCUCUUGUUUGGUGUUUUUGGCCAUUUGUGGUUGCCUAAAUUCGGAAAAGUUCGAAAAAGUGUGGCCCACAUUUAUUAAAAAUGCCGGCUUAUCAUUCUCAAAUAAAAGAUUACUCGCAAUCGGUGGGCAAUAUGGCCAUAUUACCCAUUCGAACUCAAGCCCGGGGGCCGGCUCCGGUAAACGCCAGCCUGGAGCAGGAUAUCAUCGAUGAAACGCUAUACUACUUUAAAGCCAAUGUGUUCUUCCGCACGUACGAGGUAAAGUCUGAGGUCGAUCGUGUGCUGAUCUACAUCACCCUCUACGUUACGGAGUGUCUGAAGAAGUUGCAGCGAUGCUCCAACAAAAACCAGGGCCUACAGGAAAUGUACACGUUGGCCAUUUCUCGCUUCGACAUUCCGGGCGAGGCGGGUUUCCCGCUGAACGCUGUGUACGCCAAACCCAGCUCGCCGACUGAGGCGGACCUCAUGCGACAGUAUUUGCAGCAGCUGCGCCAAGAAAUUGGCAUUCGUGUAUGCGAACGCGUAUUUUCCGGUGAAGAUGGAAAACCGAACAAAUGGUGGCUGUGCUUUGCCAAGAAGAAGUUCAUGGAUAAGUCUCUGUCCGGACCGGGCCAGUAGGGAACAUGUCGUGCAGUGAAAAAGAAAAGAAUUUUAUUCGUGUUUUUGCAUUUCUGUCCCGGAAACAUCCAUUCUUUUAAUUAAAAUAAAUUUUGUGUAAGUUACUA
Anopheles coustani is the source of this 775-nucleotide messenger RNA. RefSeq names its product actin-related protein 2/3 complex subunit 3 (gene Arpc3A). Gene Ontology annotation, cellular component: cytoskeleton; Arp2/3 protein complex. The transcript is spliced from 2 exons. Gene Ontology annotation, biological process: Arp2/3 complex-mediated actin nucleation; regulation of actin filament polymerization. The coding region runs from base 132 to 668 and encodes 178 amino acids. The record is from RefSeq and is a predicted model, not a curated record. NCBI's taxonomy places the organism in Eukaryota, Metazoa, Arthropoda, Insecta, Diptera, Culicidae. Gene Ontology annotation, molecular function: actin filament binding.